UCUGUCUACUCGGAGUCGCGAUUUUCGUCGUCUUCAUCUCAUUGUCGCCGGAGCGUGUUUUGUUCACCAUUGUUGCCAUUUUCGCCAUUUUCAUUCUAGCAUUGUCGCCUUUUAUCAUCGCAUUCUCCAUCAGAAAUGGCUCGUGAACCUACACUGGCUGAGGCUUUUAGAGAAACAAAAAGAAGAAGAACAGAGUACCGGACAGCAGCAAUUCUAGAUUCACAAGCAGCUCAGAGCUCUAAUCCAACUAGUGAACAACCAGCAGCAGCCCUAAAUUCACAAGCAGCUCAGCGCUCACGCCCUGCUAAGGAAACAACUGUUGCAGAGACUUCAACGAGACGGCGCCGACGAACUAGAGAACACAGGAGAGAUUACUUCAAUACGAGGAUGGGGCCAAAGCUGAUGUUUGAUCUUGUCCAGAGGCUCUCACCACGACAGAAACAAGCUGUCGUAGAAACUGGAUUUGGUGGACUUCUUCAUCUCCAACUCUGCACCAAUGAAUCAAAGUUGGUGCAAUACCUGCUGGACAACUUUAAUGUUUGCAGGUGUGAUUUUGUAUUAGAGGAUGAUAGUCUCCACAUUGAAGAGGAAGAUGUCGAAUACACGUUGGGAAUCCCGCGAGGGCCUCUGAAGGUCAAUGAGGGGACAAAGAUGGAAGACACCUCAACCCGUUAAUACAAACUGCUGCUGACUUCAUGGAGAAGGAGGUGGGGUAUUACAGCAGGCUCGCCAAUAACUACACAGAUGCCAGAUGAGAUUGUUAGGAGAGCUGAUCAUGGUGAUGAGUUCAAGAGGGAUUUCGUAGUCUUUGCCGUUU
Molecule: messenger RNA, 817 nt
Organism: Ipomoea nil (Japanese morning glory)
Lineage: Eukaryota; Viridiplantae; Streptophyta; Magnoliopsida; Solanales; Convolvulaceae
Exons: 2
Coding region: 136-675 (179 amino acids)
Source: RefSeq, a predicted model, not a curated record